Prorocentrum cordatum is the source of this 351-nucleotide messenger RNA. NCBI's taxonomy places the organism in Eukaryota, Dinophyceae, Prorocentrales, Prorocentraceae. The record is from the annotation of a GenBank genome assembly.
AGCCCCCAGAGCAUUCAGAGCCCGCCAUGCCCGCCGCCGAGUCCGUGCAGCUCUGGCAGACCGUGCGGUUGCUGGUCGACCGGGUCGCCCGGCGCCGCGCGCUCGGCGGGGCGCUGUCCGCGUGGGGCAGGCUCGUGGAGGCAGAGCGCAAGCGGAAGCGCGAUGCCCUCUUCGACGCCAUGGGCAGCCAGAUGCGGGCGGCCAAGAGGCGCUGCAUAGGCCUCGAGGACCGGCUGGCGCGGCGGCGGCCCCCGCUGGCGGAGGCCUUCGACGCCUGGCGGUGCCGCGCGCGGCUGCGGCGCCGCCCCGCCGCGGCCGUGGAGCUCUGCAGGCGCUGCGCGGAGGACGCGG